CGCUAUGUAUCUAUGCUUCUCUUGUCAUAUGGCUGACAUGAACACCAAUAUAUUUAGAAUUCUUCAGCCUUGCUGCUUUUCAUUUUCAUGCAGCAAGAUCACAGCUUAGAGUACACAGAACAUUCCAGCUAUUUUGUAGCAUUGGGUACAGGUUUUCAAGACGAAUGACAUUCUCACCUCAUUCAUACUCACACAAAGGUUUGCCGGCUUUCAGGGACAUGCAAUGUAAGUUUUCUGACAGCUUGAAAUCUGUAGAUGGCAGCUUUUCCGCUUAUCACCUUUGUGGAACGCAGGGGACACCCAGCAGACUUGGCUUAUUCUUUGGACCAACAACGGUCAUCCCAGUAGAUGGUGACAAUACAUAAAGGCUAAGGGGACAAGGCUCCAACUGUAAUAGCAAACGCUUAUGCAACAUAUCAUUGAUAACCAUCCAGACAUGGCUACUGCUUUGCUAGCUGGAGAGAAAUUGAGAGAACUGAUCCUGCCAGGGCAGCAGGAUGAUAAGGCUGGGUCCCUGGCAGCCCUUAUGGUUCAGCUAAAACUGGAGCUACCUUUUGAUCGAGUGGUAAGCAUCGGCACAGUCCUCAUCCCUAUUCUCCUUGUCACCUUGGUCUUCACAAAGAACUUUGCUGAGGAGCCUAUAUACUGCUAUACACCUCACAACUUCACCCGGGAUCAAGCCUUGUAUGCCAGAGGAUAUUGCUGGACAGAACUUAAGGAUGCUUUACCAGGGGUGAAUGCCAGUCAGUGGCCUUCAUUAUUUGAGCACAAGUUUCUUCCAUAUGCUCUUCUUGCCUUUGCUGGAAUUAUGUAUAUUCCUGCUCUGGGAUGGGAGUUCCUGGCUUCAACUAGGUUGACUUCAGAGCUGAACUUCCUGCUUCAAGAAAUCGACAAUUGCUAUCAUCGUGCAGCAGAGGGGCGUGCUCCCAAAAUUGAAAAGCAAAUUCAGUCAAAAGGUCCAGGCAUUACAGAAAAAGAGAAGCGAGAAAUCAUAGAAAAUGCAGAGAAGGAAAAAAGCCCAGAACAAAACCUAUUUGAAAAAUACCUGGAAAGACGAGGUCGCAGUAACUUUUUAGCCAAACUAUAUUUAGCAAGACAUUUGCUCAUCAUAUGUUUAAGCAUCAUACCCAUGACUUAUCUAAGCAUAUAUUAUGCAACUCAGAAGCAAAAUGAGUUUACCUGUGCAUUGGGAGAGCCUCAUCUUAAAACCAGUAACUCACGGUUGCAUAUUAGGGUAAACUGCAAAUUGCCGUCUGUUCAACUCCAAAGAAUCAUUGCUUCAGUAGAUAUUUCUCUACUUAGUUUUAUGAAUUUAAUCAUUCUUGUCAACCUAAUCCAUCUCUUCAUUGUCAGAAAGUCCAACUUUAUUUUUGACAAAUUAAAUAAAGUUGGCAUAAAGACUAAGAAGCAGUGGCAGAAAUCCCAGUUUUGUGACAUAAAUAUCCUCGCCAUGUUUUGCAAUGAAAAUCGGGAUCACAUCAAAUCCUUAAAUCGCCUAGAUUUUAUUACCAAUGAGAGCGACUUAAUGUAUGACAAUGUGGUCCGUCAACUACUCGCAGCAUUAGCACAGUCUAAUUAUGAUGCCACCCCCACCAUGCGGGACACUGGUGUCCAGACGGUUGACCCCAGUGUUGACCCAGCAGAUAUUGAUGUCAAUGAACAGCUUGUAAUCAAGCGUCCUCGGAAGAAAAUGAAGUGGAUUUCCAGUAGCAAUCCUCUACCCCAACCCUUCAAGGAACAAAUAGCCAUAAUGAAAAUUGAAAAUAGUAAACCGGAGAAGCUAAAACCAGUGAGAAGGAAAACGGCGACAGACACCUUAAUAGCUCCGCUUUUGGAGGCUUCUUCGAAAUCUUCACCUCAUUCAUCUCACAAAUGUGAUGUUAGUACCAUGUCAAGCAUUGCUGGUGAGAAAAAACAUGCUCGGCACUUCUCAUUAGAUGUCCAACCGUAUGUUCUUAGUAACAAAAAGACCAAGUCAGAGACACAGGACAGUGCUCCAAUAGCCAUGUCUGAAAGCCAAGAGAAUGGUUUCCCAAGCCGGGAAGAUAGUGUGACUGCACAUGUAAAAGAUACAUCAAAAUCUGCAAAAAUAACUGAGAAAGAAAAUCAGCCAUUAUCUGAAAGUUGUGGUAAUGUCUCUGUCACUGCGGCAUUUCUCACUUGCGGAAGUCACAUGGUGAGUGCUGCAGUCUCUUCAUCAAGUGUUACCCUUAGUCAGGUUAAGCCUGAGCCCAUGACGAUCUUCAACCGUAAUCCUACUCAUCCUUUGCUCCAUAUUAACACUCUAUAUGAGGACAUGGAUGAACGUAUCACCACUACUUCCUCCCCUGAUCCAGCAGACAUCAUUUCAGUUAUACCACCAAAGCAAGUUAUGUUGGCCCCUUUUGAAGAACCCAGGGCAAUAAUAAAUUGUGUGGACUACUAGACUUGAGAGCUGCAUCAAACCACCAUGCAAAGUCACUGCAUGAGCAUGGAAAAAUGUAUUCUAAAUAUGCAAGCAGCAGCUUCCAUACACAGCAUUGUCAAAAAUAU
Messenger RNA from Nanorana parkeri, 2532 nucleotides. RefSeq names its product pannexin 2 (gene PANX2). Lineage: Eukaryota; Metazoa; Chordata; Amphibia; Anura; Dicroglossidae. The record is from RefSeq and is a predicted model, not a curated record. Gene Ontology annotation, biological process: positive regulation of interleukin-1 production; monoatomic cation transport. Gene Ontology annotation, molecular function: channel activity. Bases 407 to 2425 code for a protein of 672 amino acids. The transcript has 6 exons.